AUGCCAUCGCAGACACCUGUUGCACCACCACGAAAUCGGAAGAAGAACAAAAUUGAAAUAUCGAAUCCAUUCAACUUUUCCCAUGUUCAACAUAUUGGCGCUGACUUCAAUUCGGAAGAUGUUAAACGUGCACUUCGCAAAAAAGGUGUUUUGACUGAAUAUGCAGAACAUGUUCAACGCUAUAGUUCAAUGCCGUUCCCGAUAGAGUCACCAGAUCAAACAUAUGUUCUGCCUUCGCCAUCGAAAAGUGGUUUGAGGAGUAACCAAGCUACACCGGUUCAUCCGGAUAUCUUCAGCGCAGCUCUAUCAUCUUCACCGCCUAAAAUCGAUGCGCCUACAUAUGUCCAACCCUCAGAAGCUAAUCAUUAUGACCAUAUCCUUAAUUGGACUGCAGAGGAUUCACCUAAGCAAAAUAUAGUUCAUUACGAGAACUUCGAAACGACACAUACGUAUGUGAACACAUUGAACGGACCGAAAAGCACCAAAACUCGGAGAGCACCUUCACCACCGUCAUAUGCUAAUAAGCCGAAGCUUUCUGUUACUACCCCAGAUUCUGACACCAGCCUCAUGACAGAAGAAGAAUUGCCCAAAUGGAGAAAAGAGCGAGCUGUAUCAAGCACAACAACCCCAGAAACUCUAGAAUUGAAAAUUUCCACACCUGAUCGCGUUGAGAGACGAUCAAUUUCUCCAGCAAUUCAGCGACCAGAUCGUCUUUUCAAUCAACUAGCUCCUGCACAACGUUUCGAGAUAGGAUUGGAUGAUAUUGUUCCACCAAGCAGACCUAAGACUAGUAUAACAACACCCAGUACUGCCUCUGGAACACUAACUAAACGUACAAUGCCUCCGCCAAUUAGUAAACAGUUAGCUCAAGAAGCUCAGAAAAUAUUUGAGGCAAAGCAAAGUAUUGAUGAGACUUCUUCAAUCGAGUCUGAGUACGUAAUUAUUAAAAAGCCAGUACCAUCUCCUACAACAGUGGAAAGGCCAGGAAUUAUUGAAAAUAUAAAAAUGAAUACUGAUGAAGAUAAAGAACGAAGCUGUUCUAAAGCUAGCGUUUGUUCGGCUCCGACGCCAACAGAAUCUUCGACACCGGUACCAAAACCUAGAACAAGAAUAUCAUUAUCACAACCCAAUCAAGUAGACGUGCCUGAUGUCAUCCAAUCAAAUACGCCAACACAGAUAAUAGAAAAUCAAAAUGUUGUCAAUUCAUUUGUUCAUAAUGAUGAGGAUAUUGUACUAUCAAGUGGCGAGGAAGAUGAUUUCGUCUGCAGGUUCUAA
This is a messenger RNA of Auanema sp. JU1783, 1275 nucleotides long. The record is from the annotation of a GenBank genome assembly. NCBI's taxonomy places the organism in Eukaryota, Metazoa, Nematoda, Chromadorea, Rhabditida, Rhabditidae.